This is a messenger RNA of Onychostoma macrolepis, 2394 nucleotides long. It is a transcript of the gene ccn5, whose product is annotated as cellular communication network factor 5. Bases 140 to 1183 code for a protein of 347 amino acids. The record is from RefSeq and is a predicted model, not a curated record. Gene Ontology annotation, biological process: cell adhesion; signal transduction. Lineage: Eukaryota; Metazoa; Chordata; Actinopteri; Cypriniformes; Cyprinidae. Gene Ontology annotation, molecular function: heparin binding; integrin binding. The transcript is spliced from 5 exons. Gene Ontology annotation, cellular component: extracellular matrix; extracellular region.
GUCCAGCCACUGUUUACCCGGCAGUCAGGCUAUGACAUCAGAGCGAGGACUUUAUAAAAGUGCAUGUGCACAGAGCCAGGCAGUGAGAAAACAGUAACACAAGUAGAAAAUCUCAUUGUGGUGGAACACAUAGCAGAACAUGAUGGAAAAGCUACAGAGAGACAGGAAAAGCCUAAUGGCAUGGACACUGCUGCUUUACCUGGGCUCACAGGUGUGCUGUCAGCAGUGUGGUGGCCCUUGUCAGUGCCAAAGCUCUGUACCAGCCUGCCCAGAAGGCGUUCCUCUCAUUCUCGAUGGGUGCCAGUGCUGUCAGGUGUGUGCAAGGCAGCAGGGUGAGGCCUGCAGUGAGCUGUAUCCAUGUGACAGUCAGCACAGCCUGCAAUGCGACUAUAGUGCCAGCUUCCCUGGAGAGCCAGGAGAGUGUGUCAGUCAGAAAGAGCUGGGCUGUGAGCAUAAUGGAGUCUCCUAUCAGGAAGGCCAGGUAUUUCAGCCCUCUUGUGCUCUUCAGUGUCACUGUUCGGGUGGAGGGGUGACCUGUGUGCCCCGGUGCAGUGAGGAUGUUCUCCUGCCCACCCCAGACUGCCCUCAUCCUCGAAGGGUUCAACAACCAGGAAAAUGCUGUAAAGAGUGGGUGUGUGAAAAUAUGGACAACACAGUGCUUCAGGACGCACACAUAGCUUCAGGAAGUGAUCAGACAAUGCCUGCAGACUCUGCAUACCAAACCAGACCCGGUUCAAACUGCAUAGACCAGAGCUCAGAGUGGAGCGCUUGCUCACACACCUGCGGGCCUGGAAUAUCCACACGGGUGUCCAAUCAAAACCCGACCUGUCGCCUGGAGAUGCAGAAGCGCUUGUGUAUGAUCCGACCCUGUCAGCCUGUUCUCCAGAGAAACCCACAGUGGUCUAGGAGGAAAUGUCAACCCAGCUACAGGUCAGCAACCCCGGUGCGGCAUUUCUACCAGGGCUGUUAUAGUAUGCAGUUCUACAGGCCCCGUUAUUGCGGCUCAUGUAAAGACAACCGUUGUUGCACUCCUUACCACACUGGCACAGCGCCGGUCACUUUCCGCUGCCCUGGAGGAAGACUGCUCAAACAUGCUGUCAUGACCAUCAACUCCUGCAUCUGCCAUUACAACUGCCCCUAUUCGUCUGGAAGGGCGUAUAGAGGGACACCCUUCUGGGGUUAGAAACUGACUCUCUUAUAGGCUGACUUUCGAUCUAGUAGCUUCAUAUUGGAUGCUCUGAGUUUAAAAUGUCUUAUUGCGUGUUAGUUACAUGGACCCAACUCAAAAAAAAAAAAAAAAAAACACUAAAGAACACAUAAGCCAUUUGAGAUUUGACAGCAAUGUUUUUUUCUUAAGCCGACAGGUGUCUGUACUGGUAUCUUUGGUGUAAUUAAAAUAGUUCAUGAGUUUAAGAUCUGCUAGAAAUUUCUCUCUCUCUCUUUUUUCUAUUGGGUUUACACAGUGGCAGAUGUUUCACUCUGAAAAAACUUUACACUUGAAAAAUAUCGAACAAUUAUAUAGGAGUUCUUUCUGUAUCUUUGUCAGUUUUGUGCUUAUUAUUGGACAAUUGUGGCUCUCAAUGAAUUCCAAAGCUAUUAGCUCACAAAAGAUGAAAAUGAUGUAAAUGAGAUCUAAUGUUUUCUCCUCUUCAAGAAAUAGGAUCUAAGCAAAGAAACGUCCCGUCUCAGACAGAUUUUAAAUUGACCUGAAAUAACAUUGUGAAUGCAGAAGAAUUGGUUAGAUGCUAUGUGAAAUUAUUUCUUGAGUUAAAUGUGGCAUGUUCACCUGUAUUUACUACAGGCUUUUAUUUGAAGACUGACACUAUAGCUGUACUUUAGUGUUUACCAAUUUCAUGCAAAUGGAUUGACUGUGUAUAUAUGUAAAUACUUGUUUAUGUCUGUAUGUUUCUGUCAUCAAUACUAGAACCUUUAACAUUUGUGUUCAUUUGGAAUAUUUCAAGUUUCAUUACACUGUAAUUUGCCACCUCACAUCUUUGCAGUAAUUUGUCAGACCUUAUGCAAACGUUUUUUAAAAAUCUCAUCAUAAAAAUCUCAUAAAUACUCAAUAAUACUUUUUUUUUUUUUUUUUUUUGCUGUGUGCCUGUCUCCUUUUCUUGGGGUCUAGCUUUAUUAACUUUUGACAUUCACUUAUUAUAAGUAAAUUAUUUUAUCUGCUACUUCAAUUAGCUAAAUUUAGCAUACAUAAAUGUAAAUACGGGGAAAUAUGCAUUUUAUUUUUAUUUUUAAAGGGAAAGUUCAACAAUAGGCCUACCUAAAACAAUAUUAAGUUACUGAAAUAAAAUCUAGCUUGAGUCUCUCACUCUACAGCGAUUCAGAAGUGUAAGACUGCCCUCUCUUGAUUUUACGAGGAAAGGCAAGCAAGAAUUAGAUGCU